GACUUCUCCGAGCGAGGCAGCGAGCAGUCCCUCUCUCUCAUCUCUUUCGUAUUCCGGCGCUCUUGUUUUUCCUUUUUUUGAUGGCGCGGCACCGCUUCUUCCCCCUCCUGCCUCUCGACUCGCCGCCCCCCUCCGUGCCGGUGUGCCGCAGAGGCGGCAGCACUCAUUCGCGAACGCUGGGCCGGCCAGCACGCGCGCGCACUCCCUACGUCGUCGUCGUGAGCCACCGCUCGCGCUCGGCAGCGAUAGGACGUUCUCCACUGCGGUCGGUAGCCCGACCCCCCGCGAGAAAGAACCAAAAACAAAAAAAUCGCCAACCUCGGACUUUGGAUUGCCUCGUAUCUCCGUGCCCACGGUCGCGUCAGCUGUUCCGUCGGCUGCGCCGAGUUCCUGCACCCGAUGUCCGUCGUCGAGACUCGAGGGCCGGCGACGUUCUCCGGUCGGCUUCAUCGCCGCCGCUUCUGAUGCGGUCGUGUCCCUGUCGCCGCGGCACGGGAAGACCGUCCUGGUCGCCGAGAGCCUCGGCCUGUGGCGCCGGCCCCUCGGGACCGCCUCGCCCGGUGUCGGCGGGCUCCAUUGCUCUGGGUUCGGGGGCUGUGAAGGGGAUCGGCGCCGGCGUCCAUUGCCGAGAAGUCUCCGAGCUCGGCUGAGCCGUGAAAGAACCGCUUCGUCAUGCCACCCCUGAACAUAAAGUCGAUGUCCAAGGAGCUGGACUCCAAGACGCUAUGCCAGUUGCCGUCGUCGGGUUCGCUGAGCGGCAGCUUGGCCGGACUGGGCCAACCGUGCACCGGAGCCAACUAUGCGGGGGCGCCGCCGUCGCCGUCGGACGUCGGGCCGGGCGCGCCGGGCUCGACCUCCGCGGUGCCCGGCGUGGGCGACGACGACCUGGGCGUCGACGACGCCAUCGACCCGGAGUUCUACGCGGCCAUACCGGAGCCCCCGGACGGCGGCUGGGGCUGGAUGAUCGUGGCGGCGUCCUUCCUCUGCAACAUGGUGGUGGACGGCAUCGCGUACACCUUUGGCAUCUUCUUCCCGGAGUUCGUGGACCACUUUAAGGCCCCCAAGGGAACCGUCGCCUGGGUGGGAUCGCUCCUGUCUGGCUGCUACCUAAGCGCCGGUCCCCUGGUGAGCGCCUUGACGAAUAGGUUCGGAUGUCGAGCAGUUUGCAUCGGAGGGAGUAUCGUGUCCUGCAUCGCCUUCCUGCUCAGCACCAUCGUGCAGGACGUGGGCAGCCUCAUGGUCACAUUUGGAGUGAUGGCUGGCAUUGGAUUCGGGCUCGUCUACUUGCCUGCCAUCGUCAGCGUGAACCAGUACUUCUCCAAGAAGCGCGCCCUGGCGACGGGAAUCGCCGUCUGUGGAUCCGGCAUGGGCGCCUUCGUGUUCGCCCCCUUCUGCCAGUACCUUCUGAGCAUCUUCAGCUGGAAAGGGGCACUCAUGAUACUCGCUGGACUGUCCCUCAACUGCGCAGUCUUCGGGUCCCUGAUGCGGCCCCUCCUGGCGUCGGAUAAUCCGCACACCAAACCGCUCCUUCAGAGAAUUUGGGAGGAGAAAGAACGCCAACGGCAAGACUCGCUCUGCAACAGCCAGUUCUUCCUCGUGCAGCACGCGGACGGAACGAUCGAAAAGAGACAGAAGCUGCACCUGAACACGGAGCCUGGUGUCCACUCGACGUUGUACCUAGAUCAAUGGGGGAAGUCACCCAUGGAUACCCCCGUCAUCACCCUUUCGCCCAUCGAAGAGUCCCGACCGUCUCGCAUGGGCUCCAAGGAAGACCAGAACGAAGAAUCCGGGGACUCUGGAAAAGAGAACAAGCCUGCUGAUGAACCAGAAAAGCAGGAGCCCGAUCAGCCACAGGAGGAAGAGAAGCCCAUCACGGAGACAACGGUGAUGAUUCCGAACUCGGAAGGAGAAAACCCAGCGCCAAACUCGACGCCGCAGCCGCCUCCCAACGGCCAUGUCCUGAACGGAGGACCCCCAAUGUCUGCAAUUCAGGAGUUUGCCAAAAGGAAAGGAAUUAUCUCGUCCAAGAGCGCAACCAAGCUCUGUCUCUCCAAUAUCACCGUCGGCGCGGAGAUGCGUCGCAACUGUUCGUCACCCCGAAUGUCAUCGAGCGGCUACGUCUACUCGUCCGGCAGGCACAGUCGGUACACCACUUCGGGAGAGGUUUGGAAGCGGAUCUCCCAGGAGACUGUCGCCGGCGGCCCGCGCCAGAUGCAGAAAUCAAAGAAGAAGGACAUCGCCAGGCCAAUGUACCGCAAGGACAUCUUCUACAGCGGCAGCGUCAUCAACUUGCCAGAGUAUCGGCUGUCCCAGGGCGACGUCCGCUCCUACGUAGCCAGCGUACUUACGAUUCCGGCGGACAACGUACCAGCAGCCAGUGGUGUGGACCUCCCGGAUGGGAAGCCCGGAGUGAGCAUUUGUCCACCGUGUCUCCGACUUCCCGGCAGCAUGUCCGACACGCUCUCUGAGAUGCUGGACAUGGAACUGCUCAAGAAUCCGGCGUUUGCUCUCAUUUGCGUAUCCAACAUCGUCGGCAUGAUGGGCUUCUGCAUCCCCUUCAUGUACAUCGCAGACUCAGCCGUGCUCAAGGGGAUUGACAAAGACAAGGCCGCCUUCUUGCUCUCGCUCAUCGGAAUCACCAACAUGAUGGGCCGUCUGUUGUUCGGAUGGCUCUCGGACCUCCCGCAGAUCAACUGCCUCCUGCUCAACAACUUGUCGCUCUGCUUCAGCGGGGUCGCAGUGUUCCUGAUGCCAUUCUGCUACACAUACUCAGCGACUGUUGCUGCCUGCAUGAUCUUUGGAAGCAUUGUAGCCGCAUAUAUAUUGCUGACCUCGAUUAUCCUGGUCGAGCUGUUCGGAUUGGACAAUCUCACCAACUCCUUUGGCUUGCUCAGCUUGUGCAGAGGAGCAGCUUGCAUGAUCGGACCACCAUUGGCAGGAAGCUUGUUCGACUUCACGGGGUCCUACGACGUGCCCUUCUUCCUAUCCGGUGCCAUGAUGGUGGUCUCUGGGAUCAUGUCCUUCUUCAUACCGUACGUCCGCAACACCGCUCAGAAGCUGGAAGUCGUCCAGGACUUUGCCUCGCCGCUCGAAGAGAUCCCCGAAGAGAGCGACGUCGAAGAGGAAGACGAAGAGACCGAGAACGUCGACAACGUGGAAACGGUCGUGUAAGGGCGGCGCCCGAGCCGCCUUGCCAACACUUCACAAGGGGCAGCCACCCGCGGCCCCAACCACGUGCUCGGACAAGGUUCGUGAGUGCAUCGAGCACACGUGCACACUUGCGGGCCGAGAGGGCCUUAGGACUGACUACCUUACCCCAGCUCGUUCCCGCGCAAUAGUUACGAUAUCGUAGUCACGAUACCGUCUCGCCCCUCCGUCUCAACCGACUCCCUCGCUCCUUCCUGGUCUCUGUGUCGUCGUACCCCCAAAAGAGAAGAUCGUGUUUCUCAUGAGCUCAGCGUCGGUGCGGUCACGGUACCUCGGUGUGUGUGUGUGUGUGUUCAAGGGAUGACAGAGAGACCUGGAGCAAGCAAGCAUGGUGCGACGUUCAGAUGCGUUUAUUUUUGCAGGGAAGUGCGCGUCUUGUUGUCACGAGAGAGAAAACAAAAGAAAGAACGAGAGAGAUAGGGAGGCAGGGAGAGAGAGAAAGAAAUAAGGCCUCUGGCCCCACUAUUUUGCUGAGACAGUCGUGUUUUUCACAAGUCUGUGGUGGAAGAGAAACCAGACAGUGUGUGUCUGUGUGCGUGUGUCUGUUUGCGCGUGUCUGCGAAUAUCUCGAGGGUAACAGUGGUCCACGAGCGUCUAUGGCAUCAAAAUGAGCGAUCCGUUCGUUGUGGCGUGUCUGCCCUGGAAAGCGGCACGCCAGCGGCUCGCGCUUAGCGCGUUUCAGGGACUGCGGAAGAAAGCGGUACUUACGUGAAGUGCUGGACUUGUUAUGUCACCAGUCGCCUGGAAAUGGACGCGGUACCGUCGAAACGUAGAUUUAUGCAUUCCAAUGUGCACAACGGAACAUGAGAAGAACAGCUAAAAAGAAAAUAAUGUAAGCAACAAAAACAUUCGCAAGCACCUACCUACACAACAAGUAGUCACUUCAUGUCUGUGAUAUCCACCUCGGCCUGACGGUUCUCUUGUAUGUAGAGUUGAAAAUGCCGCCGAAGGUGAUGUUGUACGCGAACUUUCUGAACUCGAUUAUUCUUUCUGUCUCUUCCCGUGAAAACGUUUUUUUUUCCCCUUCACCUUUGUUUUCUUUCCACGAGCUCGGACUCUUCGGAAUGUGGGUGUAGUUCUGACAUUGGGUUCAUUGUUCGUACAGCUCGGAGCGUUCCCACAAGGUGCGGACGGACUAGAGCGUGUGUCUCAGACUCGACGACAUUCCAAGCAACGUGUUGCCACCCUCCCCUUUCAGAUUUCAAUGCGCUCGAGGUGUUUCUCUGCCCUGAAAGGGUCUCUCACGGCAGCACUGUACCUGCUUUAGUAUGGACAGAACCAACUUUAAGGCCAUUUCUCGCCAUGACGCUACCAGACGUGGUGUGCUCUUUACUCCUUAAAGGUAAAAAAAAAAAAUAUCUACUGAAGGAUUAUUUUGUCCCUUCCUGGGGCUCCUCCGUUCAUGGGCUUUCAGAAUCAUUCAAAGCUUCGGUCUUGAGACGCGCGUGGCCUCAACGCAAUACCACCCAGAAGACAAGGCCGACCCAUGACGUCAUCCUUAGUGGAUCCCCGGCGCGCCCCAAGCAGAAAACACGCUGAAGCUUAACGGGGGUUGCAGCAGACGCAUUCGUCUUGGCAUGGCCACGUGCUAGCGCCGCGCUCGUUGUGAACCGCUGCGAGACGUGCUGACGGCGAUGCUUGCGCAGGCUAGGUGGCACUACGUGAAUCCACAAGGGAUGACGUUUGGGGGCAAAGGCUCGGGCCUUGUCUUCCAGGUAGCAUUGCCCCGCUGCCAGAUGGGCCGGACCCGGAGGUCCCGAAGGUUCGUCAAAUAUCCAUCCCAUCCUUCGCUCUCUUCUCGGCGCAAUUUCAGGCGAGGCAGACUUUUCCGCCGGGGAAUCCCCCCGCGAAUUCGCACGUGCGCAGUUCGGGGCACGGUGAAAGCCACCGGGGAAGAGAUGCUCCUAGUCCUCAUGAGUCUGCCGCCUUCGCGGCCCCCGGUACAUACGACAUUUGGAUGGUUUCAUCCUCUACACAUCCAGCGGUGGACUCUCUCCUAAGAAUGCGCCAUUUUUCGAAAGGGAACAGUCGGUGAUCGCUUCCAUAGAUGCAAGAGAGAGAGAGAGAGAAAGAGAGAGAGAAAAAAAAAUAGUCUCGCAUCUCGACCCCAGUGCAAUCAAUGCUGCUUGCGCUAGAGCACGCAGACGGCCUUGGUAGGUGUUUUUGGGCAUGCGCAUUCGCCGAUAGAGCCUUCGAAAGAGCUGGGAUUUUACGCCAUUAUGAAACAAAUAAAGCUGUUAUUUGUUUACGCCCGA
Ixodes scapularis (black-legged tick) is the source of this 5462-nucleotide messenger RNA. RefSeq names its product monocarboxylate transporter 10. The transcript is spliced from 6 exons. Gene Ontology annotation, molecular function: monocarboxylic acid transmembrane transporter activity. NCBI's taxonomy places the organism in Eukaryota, Metazoa, Arthropoda, Arachnida, Ixodida, Ixodidae. The record is from RefSeq and is a predicted model, not a curated record. Bases 673 to 3171 code for a protein of 832 amino acids. Gene Ontology annotation, biological process: monocarboxylic acid transport; transmembrane transport.